Messenger RNA from Suillus subaureus, 930 nucleotides. Its product is annotated as aryl-alcohol dehydrogenase. The transcript is spliced from 13 exons. The record is from RefSeq and is a predicted model, not a curated record. Lineage: Eukaryota; Fungi; Basidiomycota; Agaricomycetes; Boletales; Suillaceae. Bases 1 to 930 code for a protein of 309 amino acids.
AUGUCGACCACUGGCACGCAGAAAGGAAUGCCUUACGUACGCCUGGGCAACUCUGGGCUCAAAGUUUCCAAGAUCAUUCUGGGAACAAUGCAGUAUGGUACCAGCGAGUGGCAAGACUGGGCUCUUGGAGAGGAAGAAGCCAACAUCCACAUCAAGGCUGCCCUACCUCGGGACAAGAUUGUAGUCUAUAGAGUUGUUGGCCGUACCCCUAGUGAAAGGCUCUCCAAGCCAGGUGUACGUCCUGAUCAACUAGGCUACGUUAAUCAAAGGGGUUUGAGUCGCAAGCACAUUUUCGCAUCCAUCAAGAAGAGUCUAGAGCGUUUGCAACUUGAUUAUGUUGAUGUUCUGUCAUGCAAUCGUUUUGACACAGAGACGCCGAUCGAGGAGACGAUGCAAGCUCUGCAUGAUGUUGUGCAGGCUGGUUAUGUCCGGUACAUCGGCAUGUCUUCAUGCUGGGCUUACCAAUAUUACGCGAUCACAAACCACCUCACGCCUUUCAUUUCUAUGCAGAACCACCACAAUUUGAUCUAUCGUGAAGAGGAACGAGAGAUGUUCCCGACACUCAAGAUGUUCGGCGUUGGAUGCAUCCCCUGGUCACCGCUUGCUCGAGGACUCCUCACUCGUCCUCUCGGUGAGAAAACAGUUCGUGGAAAGAGCGAUUCUGCCAUUAACUCAUAUGUCCAGCACGAGUCUGACAAAGACAUUAUGAGCCGCCUCGAGGAAGUUGCGAAGAAGAAAGGCGCAAGUAUGGCACAGAUAGCCCUUGCUUGGUCGAUGGCACAAAACAUCGUCACGGCGCUGAUCGUCGGGACCACGUCCUUGAAGCACCUGCAGGAUCUUCUUGGUGCCAUUAACAUCACUCUGACUGCAGAAGAGUGUAAGUAUUUGGAGGGGCCUUAUCAGCCAAAGUCGGUCUUUGGUCACAGAUAA